This is a messenger RNA of Lotus japonicus, 885 nucleotides long. RefSeq lists its product as uncharacterized. Bases 143 to 733 code for a protein of 196 amino acids. NCBI's taxonomy places the organism in Eukaryota, Viridiplantae, Streptophyta, Magnoliopsida, Fabales, Fabaceae. The record is from RefSeq and is a predicted model, not a curated record. The transcript has 2 exons.
AGCCUCACUCUAAACCAGACGAAUAUUACUAAUAUUAUAAUUUCACCCAAAAAAGUGUCCCUUUGAGUCUCUCUUCCCUCGUCGUCUCACGUGGCAGUUGCGAUACCACUGAUAAGUCUGCGGUUCCUACACCACCCCAUCCAUGGCGGUCUCAGCACCACCGUCAGCUACCGGUCUCCGACUCCGAUGCAUCAACACCUUCUCUCCCUCACUCCGUCCUCACCGCUCAUUCCCCACUCCCUCCUCCAACAAAUCUCUAACCGUCAUCGCAAUGGCUCCCAAAAAGAAGGUGAACAAGUACGACGGUAACUGGAAGAAGGAGUGGUUCGGCGCCGGGAUCUUCUACGAGGGAAGCGAGCAGGUGGACGUCGACGUGUUCAAGAAGCUGGAGAAGAGUAAGGUGCUGAGCACCGUCGAGAGAGCAGGGCUGCUGUCCAAAGCGGAGGAGUUGGGGGUCACGCUUUCUUCGAUCGAGAAGCUCGGUUUGUUUUCCAAGGCGGAGGAGCUCGGGUUGCUGAGUUUGUUGGAGAGUGCCGCUGGCUUUUCCCCCUCAGUGUUGGCGUCGGCGUCGAUCCCGGCGCUUGUGGCUGCCCUUGCGGCGGUCGUCCUCAUUCCAGAUGACUCAGCUGGGCUCGUGGUCGUCCAGGACGUCGUCGCUGCCGUGUUCGGCGUCGGGGCUGUCGGGUUGUUAGUUGGGUCUGUUGUUCUAGGCGGAUUGCAAGAGGCUGAUUAGUUGAAUUGAAUUGAAGAACAUUAGGUGGAUUAAUUUUUGUUUUUUGUUUUUUUUCCUCUUUUAGUUUUUGAAUUGAGGCCAUCGCUUUAACUUUAUAGUGUAAAAAAAAUAAAUUACUGAAACUGAAAGUGGGAACAUACAAGGUUUCUUUA